CGGCGGCGGCGGCGGCGGCGGCUCCCGCCCGAGUUCCCGGGCCGGCGCGGGUGGCGGAGCGCGCGCGGCGGCGAUGUUCCACUGCAUGCCCCUGUGGCGGUGCAACCGUCAUGUGGAGACCAUCGACAAGCGCCACUGCUCGCUCGUGUACGUCCCCGACGACGUCUACCGCUACGCGCGCAGCCUGGAGGAGCUGCUGCUGGACGCCAACCAGCUGCGGGAGCUGCCCGAGCAAUUUUUCCAGCUCGUCAAAUUACGAAAGCUUGGACUUAGUGAUAAUGAGAUACAGCGGCUCCCUCCGGAAAUAGCGAACUUCAUGCAGCUGGUAGAACUCGACGUGUCCCGAAAUGAUAUACCUGAAAUUCCAGAAAGCAUCUCAUUCUGUAAAGCACUCCAGGUCGCUGACUUCAGUGGAAACCCACUUACCAGAUUACCAGAAAGCUUUCCUGAAUUACAGAAUUUGACAUGUCUUUCUGUAAAUGACAUCUCAUUGCAGUCCCUGCCUGAAAAUAUUGGCAAUCUUUAUAACCUGGCGUCACUGGAACUGAGAGAGAAUCUUCUUACAUAUCUUCCUGAUUCUCUUGCUCAACUACGGAGGCUAGAAGAACUUGAUUUAGGAAACAAUGAAAUAUAUAAUCUGCCAGAGUCAAUUGGAGCUCUCCUACAUCUUAAGGAUCUCUGGUUGGAUGGAAAUCAGUUGUCAGAAUUACCUCAGGAAAUAGGAAAUCUGAAGAACCUGCUAUGCUUAGAUGUCUCUGAAAACAGGUUGGAAAGACUUCCUGAAGAAAUUAGUGGCCUGACUUCACUAACAGAUUUAGUCAUUUCCCAGAACUUACUAGAAGUCAUUCCAGAUGGCAUCGGAAAACUAAAGAAACUGUCAAUCUUGAAGGUGGAUCAGAACAGACUCUCACAAUUGCCUGACACGGUUGGGGACUGUGAAAGCCUCACCGAAUUGGUUCUUACAGAAAACCGGCUCCUGGCCUUACCUAAGAGCAUUGGAAAACUUAAGAAGUUGAGUAACUUGAAUGCAGACAGAAAUAAAUUAGUGUCAUUACCAAAAGAGAUCGGCGGUUGCUGCAGCCUGACUGUGUUCUGCGUUCGUGACAACAGACUCACCCGGAUCCCCGCAGAGCUCUCACAGGCAAUGGAGCUUCACGUCCUGGACGUGGCAGGGAACAGGUUGUUGCAUUUGCCUCUGUCCCUGACCACGUUGAAGCUGAAGGCUCUGUGGUUAUCUGACAACCAGUCGCAGCCUCUGCUUACGUUCCAGAUGGACACAGACCAGACCACAGGAGAAAAGAUCCUAACCUGCGUCUUACUUCCUCAGCUGCCUUCUGAACCUACCUGCCCAGAGAACUUGCCCCGCUGUGGGGCGCUGGAGAACCUGGUGAGUGACGUCUCCGACGAGGCCUGGAACGAGCGUGCCGUGCACAGAGUCAGCGCCAUCCGGUUCUUGGAAGAUGAGAAGGAGGACGAGGACAAUGAAACGAGGACACUUCUGAGGCGAGCGACACCACACCCGGGGGAGUUAAAGAACAUGAAAAAGACAGUGGAGAAUUUGCGGAACGACAUGAAUGCUGCUAAAGGACUGGAUUCCAACAAAAACGAGGUCAAUCACGCCAUUGACCGAGUGACCACAUCCGUGUAGCGUUUCUCCGUUCCAGUCUUACCUCCCGUGUCUUCCCUGCUGUGGAGGAGCCUCGGGCAGGCAGAACCUGUCAGCCUUGCCUGGUGCCACAGGGUGCGGUCCACGCUCUCUGUGGAAGUGCCUUCCUCCCUGGGCCCCGCUGGGCGGCACACCAGGGCUCACCAGGUGCCCUGGGCACCUUCUGAACGGCAGCUGAUGGUGAGAAGUAGCGUGCACUACUGUAAUCGUAUGACCUUCGCUUUGUCUUACAUUGGGUAAGGGAGAGAGCUCGAAUGCUGGAACGUCCUGAACCCAAGUCUCUUGGACCUAUUGAUGAAAGUUUUAUGUCUGGGGAAAAGUCAGUACUUUCUAAAACCCUUUUUUGGCAGCUCAGAUGGUAUAAAUUAAAAAAUUUUUUGUAUAGAUAGUUUCAUAACCCCUUCAAAAAUGUCUUUUGUUGUUAUUUUAUCUUGAAAACGGUACAUAUUUUAGCAUUUGUGCAGAAAAGGAACACACCAGUCCUAAAGUAUUUGUUUUUAUUUGUACCAUCCGCUUGUGCCUUACUGUAUCCUGUUGUCAUGUCAAUACAGUUGUACCUGGUUGAGUCCUUAAGCAGUGAUAUAAGUUGAGGAAUGUGGUACUUUUUAAGCAGUGUUGAAUUUUAAUCAGCAGUCUACUUGUCAGUUUUGAUUUUUACCAGAAAGAAAAGUUAACCCCUGAUUUGUAAAUUUUAUCAAUUCAUUUUUUUAAAAAAGAUGAACCAAAGGAUUGGACUGAUAAUGUUUCUUUCCUGUUUUUUUUUCUUACCCAUUAACUCUUUAUGAAUGAAUCUCUUACAUUGAGUGCGAUGUUGAUUGUAUCUUCUUGAAAGAGGUAUGUGCCAUUUGUAACAUGUAAUAAAGCAGAGAAGCACAAGAGAAAAAUGGUUCUGGAAAUUCAGGUGAUAAAUUAUGUGCUGCAAAAAGAAAGUAUGAUUUGUAUUGAAGAAAACAUUUUAAAUUUUAUAUCAAGAUAUGAAAAAAAACACAAUAAAUCAAAGCAACCUAUUAGAAAUGUUGCUAUCUUCAUAAGUGCAAUUUAAUUUGUAAAUAGAGUUUCAAUCAAAGUGUACAAAAUAUUGCUUCACUUUUAAUUUUAAAUUCACUAAUUUAAGGGGCCACAAGGUAUGUUUUAGUGUGUGUCUGUUGAUUUUUUUUCCAUAUAAAGUGAUAAAACAGAAAUGAAAUAAGCCAGUCACUGUGGUGUCUAGGAAAAUCAUUAUAUUUUGUGUGUUAUUUUUUGUUGUUGUUCCCUGAAAUAAAGUCACCCUGGCCAUUAGCCA
Messenger RNA from Sorex fumeus (smoky shrew), 2948 nucleotides. RefSeq names its product leucine rich repeat containing 1 (gene LRRC1). Bases 74 to 1648 code for a protein of 524 amino acids. The transcript is spliced from 14 exons. The record is from RefSeq and is a predicted model, not a curated record. Gene Ontology annotation, cellular component: postsynaptic membrane; adherens junction; postsynaptic density. Gene Ontology annotation, molecular function: protein binding. Gene Ontology annotation, biological process: neurotransmitter receptor transport postsynaptic membrane to endosome; neurotransmitter receptor transport, endosome to postsynaptic membrane. NCBI's taxonomy places the organism in Eukaryota, Metazoa, Chordata, Mammalia, Eulipotyphla, Soricidae.